Molecule: messenger RNA, 1128 nt
Organism: Prunus armeniaca (apricot)
Lineage: Eukaryota; Viridiplantae; Streptophyta; Magnoliopsida; Rosales; Rosaceae
Source: the annotation of a GenBank genome assembly
AUGGAUCUUGCCAGGCUACUUUGUGCACUUGGGCUUUUAGUUUUGGUUCUGCCUGAGCAACUGAAGGCAGUGAAUGCUGGGGCUGUUGGCGGUUCUAGGAGUUGUGGGUUUCCAGCAGUAUAUAACUUUGGAGACUCAAACUCUGAUACAGGGGCAAUCUCAGCAGCCAUAUCUGAGGUUCCUCCUCCAAAUGGUGAAAGCUUCUUUGGACAUCCUUCUGGCCGCUUUUCUGAUGGUCGUCUUAUUAUAGAUUUCAUAGCUGAGAAAUUGCAGUUACCAUACCUCAGUCCAUACCUGGACUCACUUGGGACCAAUUUCAGGCAUGGUGCAAAUUUUGCAACUGGGGGUUCAUCUAUUAGGCCGGGCGGCUACAGCCCAUUCCAUCUUGGCAUUCAACUUUCCCAGUUCAUAAGAUUCAAGUCUCACAGCAUUGCUCUCUAUAAACAACUUUGUUCAAACAGAAGACUUCCUAGGCCGGAGGACUUCUCGAAAGCUCUGUACACAUUUGAUAUUGGUCAGAAUGAUCUCGCCUACGGUCUUCAACACGGGACGGUAGAAGAAGUUAGAGCCUCCAUUCCUGCAAUCCUGAACCAAUUGUCCCAAGCAAUCUCUCAACUAUACAAGGAAGGGGCAAGGUUUUUUUGGGUGCAUAACACAGGCCCAGAUGGGUGCUUGCCCUAUAGUGUCAUCUAUGAUCAAUCAAAGCCUGUCAAUCUGGACCAGAGUGGCUGUGUGAAGCCUCUGAAUGAGGUGGCUCAGGAGUUCAAUCGGCAACUUAAGGACAGCGUAUCACGGUUAAGAUCAGAGCUCCCUCUUGCAGUAUUUACAUACGUCGAUGUGUAUUCAGCUAAAUAUGCACUGAUUAGCAAUGCAAAAAGUCAAGGUUUCGUUGAUCCAUUUGACUUCUGCUGUGGCAGUUACUAUGGCUACCAUAUUGACUGUGGAAAGAAAGCCAUAGUGAAUGGAACCGUCUAUGGUAAUCCUUGUAAAAAUCCAUCAAGGCAUAUUAGUUGGGAUGGCAUACACUACUCUCAGGCAGCGAACCUGUUGAUUGCCGAGCGCAUUCUCAAUGGCUCAUUCUCCAACCCCCCAGUCACAGAGGCUUGUCGUCUCUCCAAGAAUGUAUGA